Messenger RNA from Hibiscus syriacus, 1261 nucleotides. RefSeq names its product adenosylhomocysteinase-like. NCBI's taxonomy places the organism in Eukaryota, Viridiplantae, Streptophyta, Magnoliopsida, Malvales, Malvaceae. Gene Ontology annotation, molecular function: adenosylhomocysteinase activity. Gene Ontology annotation, cellular component: cytosol. Gene Ontology annotation, biological process: L-methionine cycle. The transcript has 2 exons. The record is from RefSeq and is a predicted model, not a curated record. The annotation marks the transcript as partial.
AAUUUCUCGUCCUGCAACAUCUUCUCCACGCAAGACCACGCCGCUGCGGCCAUUGCUCGUGGCUCCGCCUCCGUCUUCGCCUGGAAAGGAGAGACCCUAGAAGAAUACUGGUGGUGCACAGAGAAAGCUCUCGUCCGGGGCCUCGGUGGCGGACCUGAUUUGAUUGUCGAUGACGGUGGAGACGUCACGUUGUUGAUUCACGAAGGGGUUAAGGCGGAGGAAGAGUAUAACAGGAGCGGCAAGUUUCCGAACCCAAAUGAGACUGAAAACGCUGAGUUUCGAAUCGUUUUGAGUAUUAUCAAAGAAGGAUUAUUGGUUGACCCCAAAAGAUAUAUAAGGAUGAGGGAUAGAUUAGUUGGAGUUUCGGAAGAAACUACCACUGGAGUUAAAAGAUUAUACCGAAUGCAAGCUAAUGGGACCCUUCUAUUCCCCGCCAUUAAUGUCAAUGAUUCUGUUACAAAGAGCAAGUUCGACAACUUGUAUGGAUGUCGACAUUCGUUGACUGAUGGUCUUAUGAGAGCAACUGAUGUCAUGAUUGCUGGAAAAACUGCGGUUGUCUGUGGUUAUGGAGACACUGGGAAGGGUUGUGCCGCUCCUCUUAAGGCAGCUGGAGCUCAUGUGAUUGUGACAGAAAUCGAUCCCAUUUGCGCUCUUCAAGCUCUGAUGGAGGGUAUUCCAGUUUUGAGGUUAGAAGACGUUGCCGAAGCGGACAUUUUUCUGACUACCACUGGAAAUAAGGAUAUUGUUACGGUUAGUCAUACGAAGCAGAUGAAGAACAAUGCAAUUGUAUGCAACAUCGGCGGUUUUGAUAAUGAGAUGGAUAUGCUUGGUCUUGAGACUUAUCCGGGUAUCAAGCGGACUACUAUCAAGCCUCAAACUGAUCGAUGGGUCUUCCCGGAGACUAAUAGGGGAAUCAUUGUGCUUGCAGAAGGAAGACUCAUGAAUUUGGGUUGUGCAACCAAGCACCCUAGCUUCGUGAUGUCUUGCUCCUUGACAAACCAAGUGAUUGCACAGCUUGAGCUGUGGAAGGAGAGAGGAACAGGCAAGUAUGAAAAUAAAGUCUAUGUUUUGCCCAAGCACUUGGACGAGAUGGUUGCAGCACUUCAUCUCGGGAAGCUCAGAGCUAAACUCACCAAGCUCACUCCUGACCAAGCUGCAUACAUCAAUGUCUCCGUUGAAGGUCCUUUUAAACCUCCUCAUUACAAGUACUAUAACCAUAGGAUUGUUUGAUUUAUUGUUUUCCAUGUUGCCCAAUGUUUAU